Molecule: messenger RNA, 1608 nt
Organism: Rhinocladiella mackenziei CBS 650.93
Lineage: Eukaryota; Fungi; Ascomycota; Eurotiomycetes; Chaetothyriales; Herpotrichiellaceae
Exons: 3
Coding region: 1-1608 (535 amino acids)
Cellular component (GO): endoplasmic reticulum membrane
Molecular function (GO): sphingosine-1-phosphate phosphatase activity
Source: RefSeq, a predicted model, not a curated record
AUGGACAAGGAGAAAGGUAAACCGGAUGCUGGGUUGAAAUCUCUCGACCAUUACAAGAUCAGACUCCCGCGAUGGCGGUAUCUUCUCAGAGAACAGCUUCUUCCUAUCGUUCGGUGGGAGACCCCUUAUGUCGCAUGGCUACAAGACACGCUGCGAACACCGGCACUUGAUACAUACUUUGCGACUUCUGCAAAUUUGGGUACACAUACAUUUUUCAUGAUCAUGCUACCGGUUCUAUUCUGGUGUGGAAAUACAAGUUUGGGAAGAGGAAUGGUACAUAUCCUGGCCUCUGGUGUAUUCUUCAGCGGGUUCGUCAAAGAUCUUUUAUGCCUUCCGCGACCGCUGUCCCCGCCACUGCAACGAAUCACCAUGUCGGGUUCAGCUGCACUUGAAUACGGAUUCCCCUCAACACACUCGACCAAUGCAGUGUCCGUCGCUCUCUAUUCGCUAUUCCUCCUGAAGCACGGAAGUGACCCAAUGAAUCCUAACAUGAAUUUGGGUCUGCAAAUACUCUGCUAUUUUUACGCCUUUUCGAUUGUCCUAGGCCGUCUUUAUUGUGGUAUGCAUGGGUUUUUUGACGUUGUCUGGGGAAGCAUUCUCGGAGCGAUAUUGGCGCUCGUGCAAUGCUUUUAUGGUGAAAUGUUUGAUGAAUGGCUCAUGGCCGGUGAUCUGAAGCGAGUGGCGCUUGUGGUCUUGAUCAUCUUGGUUCUCGUUCGAGUUCAUCCUGAACCAGCAGACGAUUGUCCUUGUUUUGACGAUAGCGUGUCUUUCGCUGGAGUCAUCAUAGGCUGCGAGUAUGGCGUAUGGCAUUUUGCACAAACAUCAUAUGCAUGGUCAUACCCAGCAAAAGGCACGGUUCCGUUUAACUUGGCAAAGAUGGGCUAUGUUGUGGCCGUGGUGCGCAUUCUGUUGGGCGUACUUGUUAUAUUUGCCUGGCGUGGAACAAUGAAACCGACCUUGCUCAAAGUUCUCCCACCUAUCUUCCGUAUUAUUGAACACCUUGGGCUUACACUUCCUCGACGGUUCUUCAAGCCAGCAUCACAGUACGAGACAAUUCCACGACAAGAAAAUGACGACAAUAUCAUUCCUCCCGCCAAGGACAUCCCUUAUCUAUUGUCGUCCUUUCGACGGAGAAGGGCAAUUUCGAUUGGCCCUCAAUCGGAAGCAGAUGCUUACGAAACACUGGCCUAUCGCAACAAGAAAAGGCGGGACAGCAUGAACGCGUCAGGAUCGACCAGUCCGGCGAAAGAAACCUCUAAUGAAGGCGGUUAUUUCCAGGCGAAAGAUACCGUCUUGAGAGAUGUGAGGACCCAUAACAGAAAAAGAUCAAGCAGCCUUGAGAUGUUCCGGGCACAGAUGGGUACCGGAGUGGAAGCACUCUCCCCAGUCCCACAGGGUGGCCCGAAAGUUGGAAAGGCACCUGGUCCAAAAGACACUCAGGCCAUGGACGAAUUAUCAGAGAGACAAUUAUUCUCGAGUAUUCAGAAGCCCAGAGUACGGUAUGAUGUUGAGGUGGUGACCAAGUUGAUUGUUUACUCCGGGAUUGCCUGGCUGGCAGUGGAAGGCAAUCCUGUUCUGUUCAAGCACCUGGGACUCGGAGUGGAUUGA